Molecule: messenger RNA, 1013 nt
Organism: Cajanus cajan (pigeon pea)
Lineage: Eukaryota; Viridiplantae; Streptophyta; Magnoliopsida; Fabales; Fabaceae
Source: RefSeq, a predicted model, not a curated record
UUAAUAUUUAAGCCCCCAAAGUUGACAACUUCGUCCCCUCUCUCUCUCUCUCUAUCUCUUUUGUUGGUCAACUCAACGAAUCUCUUGUUCUGUGUGGAUGGGGCAGCAAUCGUUGAUCUACAGCUUCGUGGCGCGUGGGACGGUGAUAUUGGCAGAGCACAGUGACUUCAGCGGCAACUUCACCACCAUAGCCCUCCAGUGCCUUCACAAGCUUCCUGCUUCCAACAACAACUUCACUUACAACUGCGACGCCCACACCUUCAACUACCUCCUCCAUAAUGGAUUUACUUACUGUGUUGUGGCAGUGGAGUCUGUUGGUAGACAGAUUACAAUGGCCUUUCUUGAACGUAUCAAGGAGGAUUUUACUAAAAGAUAUGGGGGAGGAAAGGCUACAACAGCAGUUGCUAAAAGUCUUAACAAAGAAUUUGGACCAAAGCUGAAAGAGCAUAUGCAGUACUGUGUGGAACAUCCAGAGGAGGUUAGCAAACUUGCAAAAGUGAAAGCUCAAGUUUCUGAAGUAAAAGAAGUUAUGAUGGAAAACAUUGAGAAGGUUCUUGACAGGGGAGAGAAGAUUGAGGUUUUAGUGGACAAAACAGAGAAUCUUCGCUAUCAGGCACAAGAUUUCAGGCAGCAAGGAACCCAGUUGAGGAGAAAGAUGUGGUAUCAGAACAUGAAAAUCAAGCUAAUAGUUUUUGCUAUCAUAAUUGCCUUGAUUCUCAUUAUUGUUCUUUCUGUGUGUCACGGCUUCAAUUGUGGUGGAUGAUUCUCCUUUAUCAAGAACUGUAGCUUCAUGGGAUUGUUUUUCUUUUUGUUCUUUUUUUUUUUUUUUUUUUGUAAUUUAACACUGCGUUUGCAUAAAACGAACAUCAAAUAUUUGUUUAUUCUCAAAGAAAAAUGCAAGAAUGGAAAAUUGGUGCAUACUACAGUACUUUAGCCAUUUUUCAUUUCUCUAGCAUCUAUAUGGAUUUUGGAUAAUUGUAUAAAUUUGGUAAUUCUUUACUAUAAUAAAUCAA